This is a messenger RNA of Prorocentrum cordatum, 910 nucleotides long. NCBI's taxonomy places the organism in Eukaryota, Dinophyceae, Prorocentrales, Prorocentraceae. The record is from the annotation of a GenBank genome assembly.
CCAGAAUAUGUGUGAAGCCCAGGAGGCGGAGAAUGGGGUAGGCAGACGAGGAGGAUCGGAGACGAAGGAGUGUGCAGCGUGAUAUGAAGAAGGCAAGGGGACAAAUGAGGAACGUAUGUUUCUCGAAGAUUGCCAUUUCUGUGACGGAGGUCGCCAGGAGAGUACCAGGCGAGCACAACGGACGACAAGUCUAUAGCCGCUGCGCGUCGCGGUGCGCAAGAGAGGAGCAGAAAGGCCUCCAGAGCAGGCGCUGGCCGAGGCUAGGACAGUGGAGCUGAUGCCAGCUAUCCACGGCUUGCGGCAGCUGCCAGCAACGUCGUUGAUACGAAGCAAUGCUGCCCAAUAUUGACAGAGCUUUGGGGCGACGCAUCACUGCCAAUCGGGGCGGACAGAAAGGGGGGAGGAGCCACGGAGCGACAGGAUCAGACAGGAUGCGUAUCCGACAGAAACAAUCUGCCAGCAAAAAAUUAAGCAGAAAGCAGACAAGUACAGUCCCACUGCAGAGAUGCAUCAGUGCGUUGCUCAGAAACGGCAGCAAGGCGCCUUGGACGAAUUCGGCAUGGUUACCCUCAUGACUCGGGGCUCUAAGAGGGCGGACUGGGCCGUGCAGGGCCAGGCACUGGGCCACUCAAGCAUCGGCCACACGCAAGGCUGUCGACUGCAGGCCCAGAGGGAGCACGCAUCGGCCCGCCAUCGCCCGCCGCUCGCCGCCAGGGGCCCGGCAGCCCCGCCCCGCCAGGGGGACCGCUGGGGCCUGCCACCGCUAGGGCCCAUCGCCGAGCUGUCGGCGACGCCUCGUCGACGCCGCGUCGACGGCUCUCAGCCCAUGGCGGCGGCUCCUCCGAGAGGAGGAGGAGGAGGCAGAGGAUAUCGAGGAGGAGGUCAGCAGGGGGAGCAGCAGCAGGGGGAG